Messenger RNA from Danio rerio (zebrafish), 2040 nucleotides. It is a transcript of the gene slc16a8, whose product is annotated as solute carrier family 16 member 8. Gene Ontology annotation, biological process: transmembrane transport; monocarboxylic acid transport. The record is from RefSeq and is marked validated. NCBI's taxonomy places the organism in Eukaryota, Metazoa, Chordata, Actinopteri, Cypriniformes, Danionidae. Gene Ontology annotation, cellular component: membrane; plasma membrane; basolateral plasma membrane. Gene Ontology annotation, molecular function: transmembrane transporter activity; monocarboxylic acid transmembrane transporter activity.
AAAAAUAAAAAUAAUAAUAAUAUAUUAUUAUUAUAAUCAUUAUACAAAUCAUUUUACACCAUUAAAUAUAUAUUAAAUUGAGCAUGAGAUGUAUUUUCUCUACAUGCAAAAAUCAUACAAACAAAAAGGAGUGAUUUAAGCAGGAAGUGAGGACUCAUUUAGUUCAAUUAAUUCAGUCAAUAACUUUACCGUGAAUGUAGAUUGAGAUGCUUGCUGAUCUAUACUAUAUAUAAAUCAUGAGUGUCAUAAGUAGAAAUAUGACUGUACUUCCUGUGGGUAAAUAGAAACGUGGCUUGUGUGCAUAAAACUUCCUCUGUAAUGUGGCACAGGUGCAAGAACAGCAGCACAUGUUCCGUAGUGCAUCAACUAUAUAGAAACGGUUUACAUCUUUAUUCUUAAAAGAUUUCUAGAUUCUAAUCUGUAAUCUAAACUAAUACUGAAGCGUUUUUGUGUCUCUUUUGGAAGUCUGAGCAGCAAUGGGAGGUAUUGUAGAAGAUCGAGAGACGGCAGGUGCCCCAGAUGGCGGAUGGGGCUGGGUUGUUCUUUUAGGAGGUUUUGUCAUCACUGGCUUCUCAUAUGCCUUCCCAAAAGCUAUAAGUGUUUAUUUCAAAGAACUGAUGCAUGACUUUGGCUGUGGAUAUAAAGACACAGCCUGGAUUUCAUCAAUAAUAUUGGCUAUGCUCUACGGUUCAGGUCCCAUUUCCAGCAUCAUGGUCAAUAAGUUUGGAUGCCGUCCAGUCAUGUUGGUUGGAGGAUUAUUGGCCUCACUUGGGAUGAUAAGUGCAUCUUUUGCUACCAGCAUUAUCCAUCUUUACAUCACUGCGGGUGUCAUCACAGGUCUUGGACUGGCAUUGAACUUCCAACCAUCACUGAUUAUGCUGGGGGCUUAUUUUGACAAGCGCAGACCACUUGCCAAUGGACUGGCGGCAGCUGGAAGCCCCGUAUUUCUGUCAGCCCUGUCUCCGCUAGGACAAUUACUGCUCGAUCAGUAUGGAUGGAGAGGAGGCUUUCUCAUUACCGGUGGUCUUCUGCUCAACUGCUGCACAUGUGGUGCUGUUAUGAGACCCCUGAAACUUAAAGAAAGGAAAGCCUGUAAUCAAGAGCUGAAGGAAAUGCUGCCUCCUGAGGCUGGACAGGAGAAUAUAGUUUGUGAAAACAAUAACGAUAAAAAGCCCAGUAAAAAGAAGCUUCUGGACUUCAGCGUACUUCGUGACAAAGGGCUUAUUAUCUAUAUUAUUGCAAAAUUUAUAGUUGUUCUUGGUUUAUUUGUUCCGACUAUUCUCUUAGUCAACUAUGCUAAGGACCAAGGAGUGCCUGACAAGGAGGCUGCCUUUUUGUUGUCUAUUAUUGGAUUUAUUGACAUCUUUGCUCGUCCUACUUGUGGCGUUGUGGCAGGUUUAAAAUGGGUCCGACCCAAGAUGUCAUAUUUCUUCAGCCUGGCCUUGCUCUUCAAUGGCCUGACAGAUGUGUGUUCAGCUACGAGCACAGACUACAAGGGGCUGAUUAUCUUUUGUGUGUUUUUCGGCCUGUCUUAUGGCAUGGUGGGAGCUCUACAAUUUGAAGUGCUGAUGGGUAUUGUGGGAACAAGCAAGUUUUCUAGUGCAUUAGGCCUAGUGCUCCUCUUUGAGGCAGUGGCUGUGCUGAUUGGACCUCCCUCUGCUGGUUAUUUGGUGGAUAAAUACAAGAACUAUGAACUGAUUUUUUACAUGGCUGGCGGAGAGCUGAUCACUGCUGGAAUAUUUCUGGCCCUUGCUUCAUUCUGCUGUAUUAGCCAAAAGAAACGCAAAGACUCGCCACAAACACAGCAGACAUAUGUGGAAGUCAAUCCUGAAAGAUAAACAGUAAAGAGAUGUUUUUGUUUUUGCAGUGGGACAUUUUGUUUAGCUAUUUAUGUUAUUGUAAUGAGUGUCUUGUUACAUGAGCGUAUUUAGAUUUUCUAAUUCCUGCAUAUUAAUUUGUAUUAUUUUACAAAUCAGUGAGAACAUAUUUGAUUAUGGUUCAACGAAUAAAAUGUCUAAGGUAAUAAAAUGAAAAGCAAGA